AUGCGUACUCCUGUUCUGAUCGAGAUUUGUGCCAAUGGUACCAUCAUCAUCAGUCACUGUAUCGAUGUAUUCGGUGCAACUUUUCUAAGUUACACCUAUUUCGUUAGCAAUGCCACGAUGUCGCUACUUCAGUCUGAAAGUCGGGCCUGCUCACGUCCCUUUCGUUUUGUAGCCCAUUCUCCUUCCGGAGUGGACGCUUCAUCGAAUAUUAAAGGUCCUUCGUUCACGACCUACCAGCGUGCAUCAUGA
Guyanagaster necrorhizus is the source of this 249-nucleotide messenger RNA. RefSeq lists its product as uncharacterized. NCBI's taxonomy places the organism in Eukaryota, Fungi, Basidiomycota, Agaricomycetes, Agaricales, Physalacriaceae. The transcript has 2 exons. The record is from RefSeq and is a predicted model, not a curated record. Bases 1 to 249 code for a protein of 82 amino acids.